CACAAAGCUCGUCCUCGCCUGUUGUCUCCUGCUGUUUGCCACGAUCCCACCCAAAGCACCGUGCGCGGUCUGCUCAUGCUGCUUCGUCCCUCUCUCCUAACCCCCGAACUCGUCUAAACAUGCGUCUGCACCCCCAAGAGCGCGUGUCUUACGACAAGACUCCCUCGACCAACUCUCGGGUCGUCGGCGUCCAGGAGAGCGCCGAGUACGCAGGCGACUCGGCCGAAGUAGCCGCUGGCGACCGCGGAGCCCUCGUCGACAACGACGAGGAGGAACGCACGCUCAAGCGUGUACAGGAGCUGUGGUUUGACGAUGGGAAUAUCGUUCUUCAGGCGGAGGACACGCAGUUUCGCGUGCAUCGGUCGAUACUCGCCAUCCACUCCAAUGUCUUUCGUGGCAUGCUCUCCCUACCACAGGUGGGGUGCGACGAGGAGAAGAUCGAUGGCUGUCCGGUUGUCUUCCUUCCAGGGGACGCCGCACAGGACAUGACCUACCUUUUCAUGGCCAUCUAUUACUCUGACUUCUUCGAGUCCCCACCUGCCCCCACGACCUUUGCCAUCGCCGCAGGCAUCCUGCGCGCCGCCACGAAAUACGACAUCCUCAUGCUCCGCAACCGCGCCGUGCGCCACUUCGACACAGUCUACCCCACCGAGCUCCCGCCCUCCCCCGUCGACACCGUCGCAGGCAUCCCGCCCACCUUCGGCACCUUCCAGCCCUCGCGCCAGGAAGACGCCGAGGCGCUCCACCUCGCGCGCACGCUCGACCUGCCGUGGAUCCGGCCCUACGCGAUGUACCGCGUCUCGACGCGCGGGCUGAUCGCGGACCAGGAGACGACGCAGCAGGCGGACGAGUUCCAGUGCGUGAGCGUCGCGGACCGCUUCAAGUGCCUGCAGGCGCAGACGAAGCUGCUCUACGCGACGCUCAACGACGUGCUCUCCUUCCUGCGCACGUCGCACACGUCGCACUCGUGCCAGAGCGCGGACCGCUGCAAGCAGAGCCGCAUCGAGUGGAUGGAGGAGGCGCUGCAGUGGGACUGGAUCGACCCGUUCUUGAUCGAGUUUGAGCCGCGGUGGGAGAAGGGGCUCUGCGAGGAGUGUGUCUGCGUCGCGAAGGCCGACUUUGAGGACGGCCGCGCCAUCGUCUGGUCGAAGCUGCCAGAGAUGUUCUCGGUUGCGAAGAGUUGGGACCACCUGGAGACGUUGAAGUAUAGGGAGCAUAAUCCAGGUCUCAGCCACCCAGAUAUGUAAUCCUCGCGCGCGAUGGGUGUCGACCUUGGCGAGCGACCUGCCGCCUAACUGGCAGCUUAACCCUCAGUGCAUAACCCACGCACCCGAAUCUACCCAACCCUUUCUUGGAGACGAACGAACGACACGAUAUUGUCACUGUAUAGUAUGCCAUGUACAACCACCACCACUGAUUCGCUCUUUGGGACUCUGGAGGGCCGCGUCUACGAAUCUACUUUUUUCUGCGUCUGAUUCUGUCGCAUCUGAUCUUCUGUUGCAUCUUUGUCUACUGCGUUGCACAAUGUUUAUUCCAUGCUUUCGCUGUCA
Schizophyllum commune H4-8 is the source of this 1550-nucleotide messenger RNA. RefSeq lists its product as uncharacterized. NCBI's taxonomy places the organism in Eukaryota, Fungi, Basidiomycota, Agaricomycetes, Agaricales, Schizophyllaceae. The record is from RefSeq and is a predicted model, not a curated record. Bases 120 to 1247 code for a protein of 375 amino acids. Gene Ontology annotation, molecular function: protein binding. The transcript is spliced from 2 exons.